This is a messenger RNA of Nakaseomyces glabratus, 960 nucleotides long. RefSeq names its product Big1p (gene BIG1). Lineage: Eukaryota; Fungi; Ascomycota; Saccharomycetes; Saccharomycetales; Saccharomycetaceae. Gene Ontology annotation, biological process: fungal-type cell wall biogenesis; (1->6)-beta-D-glucan biosynthetic process. The record is from RefSeq and is a predicted model, not a curated record. Gene Ontology annotation, cellular component: endoplasmic reticulum membrane.
AUGUGUGGAUUAAUCGGUAUUAUUAUUGGUCUUUUGACUAGGGUUGCUCUAGCGAGUAGUCUGGACGUUGGCACUUCUCCUGCUAUCCUAUUCUCUACCCGGCUGAGUGAAGGCAUAUUGGAGUACUACGACAUGUUUGAUAGUGGAGCUGUGGUCCCGCGCGAGGAUUUCAAUACUGUGUGUAAGACACUUAUUUCGCAUUGUAACUCCGAUGCUGUGGUGUUUGUCAAUCAGCCAGGCCUUUCCCUCGGUGAUUUGUCUGAAUAUGCGGACCAAUUCCAAUACUUGAGUUCGUAUGUGAGACACAGUUCUUCUGCCAUGAACAUUGAAAGAGUGUCAGUCUCCCAGGAUGAUCAAGAGAGUCAAUUUGAGUCUUUGGUUCGCUAUGCCAUGGACACAUGCAAUAUCUACGAGAAGGUUGUGAUAGAACCAUAUGAGGCCGAUACAUAUAAGGCAUAUAUCGAUGCAGAAAAGAAAGUCAUUUUGAUAGAGCUGCCUGAAUUUUUGAACACUCAAAAUGAGACUGACCGCAUGGCUCUGAUUAGUUCAAAUGAUAACAGAUUAAGGAAUAUCCUGGGCCAAUUGCCAUCACCCGAUAUUUCUGUUAUCUAUACUUCUUUUCAACCAUCUAAUUUGGCUGCCGAUGAAUUUGCUGAAAUAUUGCCAGCGGCCUUUGAUGUAUUCGACAAGAAUGCCGCUGUGGAGAGAAAUAUCAGAUUGAAGGACGCUACAAGGCCCGGCUUUAUAAACUAUAGACCAAAGUUUGGUGAUUUCAACUCUAUCUCUCAAAUCAAGCUGGACAAGCAAUUUCUGGAAGAAAAUCUGGGCUUGUUGUCAGCAAUUCUAGUGAGCACAAUUCUAUAUUUAUUUGGACAACGGUUAAGUUCACAUUCAAAAAGCCAAAACACGACUAGUAAUAGCGCCAAAAAUACUACGAAGAAGGCCGAGAGGGGAAACUAG